Molecule: messenger RNA, 1872 nt
Organism: Gaeumannomyces tritici R3-111a-1
Lineage: Eukaryota; Fungi; Ascomycota; Sordariomycetes; Magnaporthales; Magnaporthaceae
Product: solute carrier family 25 member 38
Exons: 3
Coding region: 348-1460 (370 amino acids)
Biological process (GO): magnesium ion export from mitochondrion
Molecular function (GO): magnesium ion transmembrane transporter activity
Source: RefSeq, a predicted model, not a curated record
CCCGCAGUCUCGGCCAACCCGGCGGGACAGCUCGUCGCAAAAAGCCUUGAGCGCUCCCCCCGGGCGAAAUAUUCCGAGCAUUCGUUACUGCGGGCUGCCUGCGUGUCAAGGAAGCGCCAGGCACACACUCUCUAUCCUCUGAUUUCUUUUCUCUUUUUGCUCCGUCAGAGUCGCAUACGUCACCGAUCCCGAUCAGCGCCGCCCUGCGUCUCGCACGCGACUGCGGCGCAAAAACCCCAGGCUCCCGUCGCCCUGGUUUGGCCUACCAUGGACUUGGCGCCUCAAGAGCCUUCCCGGGGGGCAUUUUCGGAAGGAACCAAAAACGGUCUUUUUAAACACACGAUAAUAUGAGUCCUCACGGAGGGGAAUUCGAGGCCCGGCCACCAUACUUACAUUGUAUGCUGGCCGGCGGCAUCGGCGGGACGUUUGGUGACAUGUUGAUGCACUCGCUAGACACUGUCAAGACUCGACAACAAGGCGACCCGCACAUACCACCCAAAUAUACGUCUUUGGGCUCCUCAUACUACACAAUUCUAAGGCAGGAGGGCAUUCGACGGGGCUUGUAUGGAGGAUGGCUGCCCGCGCUCAUGGGGUCCUUCCCGGGCACCAUGCUGUUUUUCGGAACCUACGAGUACAGCAAGCGGCACAUGCUGGACUAUGGAGUGCAGCCCCAUAUCGCCUACCUCAUUGGUGGAUUCCUCGGCGAUGUUGCUGCCUCGAUCGUGUACGUGCCCUCCGAGGUCCUAAAGACGCGCCUCCAACUCCAGGGGCGGUACAAGAACCCGUUCUUCCACUCGGGCUACAACUACAGGGGGACCUUUGACGCCGCCCGGACGAUUGUGCGGCAGGAGGGCUUCGCGGCGCUGUUCUAUGGCUACAAGGCGACGCUGUACCGCGACAUACCCUUCUCGGCCCUCCAGUUCAUGUUCUACGAGCAGGGCCAGGACUGGGCCCACCAGUACAAGCAGAGCCGCGACAUCGGCCCGCACCUCGAGUUCCUGACAGGCGCGGCGGCCGGCGGCCUCGCGGGCGCGAUGACGUGCCCGCUCGACGUCGUCAAGACGAGGCUGCAGACCCAGCUGCAUCCCGAGUCGCAAGAGACCACGUCGAGCGCGAAGCCGGCAAGGCCGGAGCAGCACGCGGCCACCGCCGCCAGCCAGGCGGCGGCCGGCAGCGGCAGCGGCAGCGGUACCUCGCAGCCGCAGAGGCGCGGCAUCUCGACGUCGUCGCCGUCGACGCACACGCCGCGGCCCGGCGCCGCCGGCCUCGAGACCUCGUCCGUCAUCACGGGCCUCAAGGUCCUCUACAAGACGGAGGGCAUCGGGGGCUGGUUCCGGGGCGUGGGGCCGCGCUUCGUGUGGACCAGCGUCCAGAGCGGGUGCAUGCUUUUCCUGUACCAGACCAUACUGCGGCAGCUAGAGGACAUACUGCCCUGGGAGCGGCCCGAGCUGGUCACAUAAGAGGACGCGCGGGAUUUGCGUGGCGUCCACAAAUUCUUCGGCUGUGUUAUUACGACAUGUACAAAUUCCCUCACCAAAUAUUGUUUAUUGUUGUUGCCAUGGAUCGAUCUAUGGGAGAUGGCGUUCCAGGGCUGGAUAGAGACGAAUAGACAGGGAGGGGCAAUAGAACAUCCUCGCUUUCCAUCCAUGUUAGCUGUUUACGAUGUUAUUUGUUUACUUUUUGGCGAUUAUAAUCGGGUGUUAGUCCCGCCUCGAAAGCAUUUUACUGCCCCCCAUUUACCCGGGCAAACAAUAGUCGAGCUCCCAAUGGCUCCCAGCAACAAAUCGAGUGUUUGAGCGGGUGAAUUUUGUUUUAUUCAUACCAUUUUCUUCUUUUUGUCCUCCCUUUUCUUCAUUCUGUAUAGCAUGUGGG